AUGAUGAGUUCUGAAGAAAUCAAUGAUGUUCUGGAUAUGGUAUCAUUGAUAUCAAUUCCUAACGUUUUGGAGAAUGAUUUAAUGCUUUCAGUGGAUGAAAAUGAUGCACUUAAAGCUAUAUAUGCUGACGUUUGCAGCAUGUUUAAACAACAUAAUUAUAACAAUGUACUUUUUUUACUUCCCAAAUUAUUCACACUUCCAUCAUUACCAUCAAUUUUUCAUUUGAUCAUUGGAUGUACCAUGAUUAGAGUUGGUAGAAUUGAAGGUGGAUAUAGAGAAUUGUGUCUUGCAAUUAGAUUAUCUGGAAAGCAUGACACAAGAAUUAAAUAUCUUUCAAUAUUGGCCAAUAUGAAUCUGGAAUUAAAUGAUAAGAAAAGUGUUCAUGGAUGUUUAGCAGAAAUUUUUGAUAUAAUUAGAAUGAAUUCAGAAUCUCAACAAGAAUUUGAAAUGGAUAUUACUAGUCUUGUAGAAUUGGAAAGAAAAUUGUUAAACAAAUUAGAUUUGGCACUGGAAAAAAGAGUAUGUUACGCAAUAUAUCAACUUUUGCAUCGAUAUGUGACUAAAUAA
This is a messenger RNA of Candida tropicalis MYA-3404, 567 nucleotides long. RefSeq lists its product as uncharacterized. The record is from RefSeq and is a predicted model, not a curated record. The transcript has a single exon. Lineage: Eukaryota; Fungi; Ascomycota; Pichiomycetes; Serinales; Debaryomycetaceae. Bases 1 to 567 code for a protein of 188 amino acids.